Molecule: messenger RNA, 842 nt
Organism: Penaeus monodon (black tiger shrimp)
Lineage: Eukaryota; Metazoa; Arthropoda; Malacostraca; Decapoda; Penaeidae
Exons: 2
Coding region: 49-435 (128 amino acids)
Source: RefSeq, a predicted model, not a curated record
CAGAUAAACAUUUAGUGGAAGCCGGUUUUAUCACACAGGUCAAGCAACAUGAAACUCCUGACGACGGUGUGGUUCUUGGCGGGGGCAGGUUGGGCCGUGUCUGCUGGGGAGAACAGCGGGAUAGUUCUUGAACCUGUUAAGGAUGGUUUCGAGGUCGUCUACGUGUUCCUCCCUGGCUCUUACUCUACGAACGACAGAUACGUGCAGUUGGGAGAAGCCCUACAGGUGGCCUCCCCUCACCGCCUGUGGGUUGGACUCGUAGGCAUAUACAUGGAAGAUUAUCCCGACCCCGCUGACCUCGAUGCCGCCGUCGCCGCCUGCUUGGCCGACAUGAGGCUGCUUGGGAUGAACAGCACGGACUUCUUCAUCUCGGGUCACAGCCUUGGAGGUGGAGGAAAUCCUGGAAUGAUGAGGCUAUCAUUGUGGGGAAGAUAAAAAGGGGAAUGAUAAUUAGUAAUGAUGAUUUGAAUGACAAAAGUAAUGCGACGGUAAUAAGUGCAAGGGAAAUGGCGAUGGUACCCCCACGGUUUUUUCAUGAUGAAAGCCAUAACACGUGUGAGCAUUACUGCCAAACCCACAUAAUUCUAAUUCUGUUCUAACAACUUAAUAAUAUUUUAAUUCCAAGUUAAAUUCCUGAACCCCUCACGUCCUCCUUGCUCCGCCCCUCCCCCGCCCUCAGGCCAAGUCGCCGUCUUCUACCCCGAGACCCGCGACAUCUUCAGGGGUCUGGUGUUACUCGGGGCCUACUUGGGCCUCGGGCUCCUGGCCUCGUACCCCAUCCCGGUCCUCACGCUCGCGGGCGACCUCGACGGCUCAUCGCGGGUCACGCGCAUGGUGGACGC